Molecule: messenger RNA, 720 nt
Organism: Penaeus indicus
Lineage: Eukaryota; Metazoa; Arthropoda; Malacostraca; Decapoda; Penaeidae
Product: galactosylceramide sulfotransferase-like
Exons: 3
Coding region: 1-720 (239 amino acids)
Biological process (GO): glycolipid biosynthetic process
Cellular component (GO): membrane
Molecular function (GO): galactosylceramide sulfotransferase activity
Source: RefSeq, a predicted model, not a curated record
AUGAGGGAUCCCUCGACUUCCUUCCAGUCAAUGUUCUCCUACUAUAACCUGGAGGAUGAACUUCGCGCGCCCCUCCUCCGCCUCUUGGAUUACCCUCACGCCAAGAUGAAUGCAUUCCCGCGCUACCUCGGCCGCAUCGGGAGGAAUCAGGUGCUCUUCGACCUCGGCGUGGAACCAGAGGACUUCGACUCCGCGGGCGUUGUGGAGGAAGUCCUUAGGAAGGUGGAGCAGAACUUCCACUUGGUUAUGAUCGCCGAGUACAUGGACGAAUCCCUCAUCCUCCUGAAGAGGGUCCGCUUCCGCCCCGGCAACGCCACGCAGGAGGCCCUCGACCCGCGAAGGAGCGCCAAGCUGAGGGGCUGGCUUCGGGGAGACCACCGGCUGCACCAGCACUUCACAGCGCGGCUCCUGGAACUCGUGGCCCACUUCGGCAGAGCUCGGAUGGACAAGGAGGUCGCUGAGCUGAGGGCCUUGCGCGAGGACACGAGGAGGAGGUGCGGCGUGUCGGAAUACGCCAGGAGAGACGACUCCAUCAGGAGCGACGGCAGGAAGGACCUCCCGCUUGUGGUGGGCUACAGGGGCACGGGAUCCAGCCUCUUCUGCAGGGCGCUGGUCAAGCCGAACGGCGCGCUGACCCGGGAGGCGGUGCGGCGGCAGUUUCUGAGAUAUUUUCAGUAUUACUUCGGCGACAAGAAGUACGAGUUCUUCCCCGAGCCGUGA